Sabethes cyaneus is the source of this 6485-nucleotide messenger RNA. RefSeq names its product centrosomal protein cep290 (gene Cep290). The transcript is spliced from 13 exons. The record is from RefSeq and is a predicted model, not a curated record. Bases 219 to 6485 code for a protein of 2088 amino acids. Lineage: Eukaryota; Metazoa; Arthropoda; Insecta; Diptera; Culicidae.
UCCCAAGCGGAAAAGCGACGCAUAUCCUCUGUCACGCGGUACGGCAAAGAUACGCUACGACGCCCACCCGUGGCAACGCGGUUUUUCCUUAGCAACGGUUUAACAAUAACAAACACAGCAUACCGAAAAAGUGUUCACGUUCUGCAACCGAUUACGAAUCGUUUGAUUACUUCAUUUAAUUCAAUUAUUUUUGUACUAAAUUUCUACUUUCACCCAAAAUGGAUUGGCGUUCGUUGCUGUCCGUCUCGCCGCACAAUGUAGCCGACGAGAGGAAGGACGAAUUGGCCGUAGCCGUAGUGUCCGUUCCUACCGAUCAAAAGUUGGACAGUAAAAGCAGCAAAAAGCUUUUCCGGCUUGCUCAGGUGGUGUUACGCUUUCGCAAUGAGCAGGUUGGUCAACUUCGUAUAGAGAAUGAUCGUUUAGUUGAGCAACAUGAGCAGCAUGUGCUGCAAGAAACGUCGACUGAGUCGCUGAUCCGACAGGAGGUACAGGAGUUGAAGCGAACUGUAGAGAUAUUGGAAGCAGAGAAGCUGGCAAAUCGUGUCAAAAUUAAGGAACUAUCGGAGGAAAUUUUUAUGCUGCAGAGAAAACAAACUGAAUCUAGUCAUUUUGGUAGUGAUGCGGAAGAUUCACCGGAUGCUUUGUCGGAAAUCGAUCGCCAACAGGAGCUGUAUAACAAUAUCAGUAUGAAGAACAAACACAUUAAACGAUUGCUGCGGGACAUAGAUGAUCUGGAAAAGCGGAACAAUUCGCAAAUUGAUACGAUUAAUAGUUUGCAGGUAAAUUUGAAUGACGCAACGAUGAAUUUGACAGCGUUGACCCAACAAUACGAAGAGGCAAAGACCAUUAUAAAGGACCAAGAACAGGUGAUAAACGAUACUAAUGAAAAGCUUAAAAAGCUGGAGGAGGAAAUUAGGGAGAUUGUGGAAGAGAAAAACAGAUGUGAAGAUGAUUUGGAGGAUUUUGCAAAGAAGUUGGAAACGAAAACCGAUCGCUGGAAGGAAGUGCUUGCAGCGAAGCAAUCACAGUUGGACGAAGUGCAGGCGAAGUAUGCGGAUCUGCUGCAGCAAUUCCCCGGGUACGACAUCGAGGCCGAGCGAAAGGAGUUCAAGAAGAUGGCUUCCAGGUUGAGCGAAAAGGAUGAGUUGAUUGAGGAGUUGGAAAAGAAGAUUACAUUGCUUUCGCAGGAGAUUCUCACUUCUACGGAGUUGAUGAAUAGAAUUUCUCAGGAAAGGGAAACGGCUGGAAAGACUACCAGUAAAGUAAGUGUGUGCUGCGAGGAGAGCCGAAUUUCGUUGGAAAAAGCUACUAAACGAUGCGAGGAAAUGCAGGAAAUCCUCUCAAGUGUGGAGGAGGACAACAUGUUAAAAUCGAGACAAGCUGUCGAAGCUAUUGAAGCACUUAGAAGGUACGAGAGUGGCGAAGAAGGAUUGGCGAGUGCGCUGAAAAAGAUCAACAGGUUGCAUGAGAAGGUCAACGUGAGAGAUAAACAAAUACGGGAGCUCGUGGCGGAAAUCAAUCUCGCGAAUGAGAUCGCGAUGGAAAACGCUGUAUUGAGAAAACGUUUAGGAAUCAGUGAGGAUGAAGCUGUCCCUAUUCAUUCAGUUCUUUCUAAACAAAGAAAAAUUGAAAAGGUUAAUGAACGGCUUGCAUUAAAGUUACGUGCUUCAGAAGAGAUGCGGCUUCAACUUAAGUUGGAGAAGAACGAUUUGAAGAGAAAGUGUUUUCAACUUUCCAACGCUCUUAGUAAUCAGAAAGGUGAUAGCAAAGAAAAUGAGAUUGAAUCGAAUCUAACCAAUUUGGAGGUUGCUGAAAACAAUACUGAUCCGAUGUCCCUAGACGUUGAAGAAGUGUCCAAAAUUAGUGAUCUUGCGGCAGUAAAGUUUUGCGAAAAAUGUAUGAAGCAGUACAAUGUGGCAGACAGUAUGAAAUACUGCAAGGCAUGCAUAUUUCGUCAAAGUUUUAAUUAUUGCGAUGGUUGUAUUGGAAAGUUAAAAGGUAAUUUCAGUGCUAGCGAGAUGUCCAACAAUAAGCAUGAUCAACAGAUUGUUGAACUGGAGACAAAAUACGCAGCCGUGUUAGAGGAGAACGAAAACUUGCGGAUAGGAAUGCAUGAGAUUCUUCAAAAAGUACGAGAAUACGAUACCAUUUCUAAUAAUUUAACGAUCGAUACGUCUACUCUGGAGAGACUGCUACAGGCGUUAAACACAAGAAGCGCUGAUUAUCCUACCGGGAUGAAUUUCCAACAGCAGCUUAGCGAGCGAGAUUUAUUGUUCAAAGAACGUAUGAAUCUUAGAAGCAAACAAAGUACGCUCUCUCUAGGAAGUCGGAACGACUCUGGCAAUGUGUGUGACGAGGAAGAAAACAUAGGUGACAUGGAACCGACAAUCGUAGAACAACCUGAUUUCAGUGAGCAAGUUCUGUUGAAAGCAGUUGAAAUUGAUAGAUUGAAUGAACAAAUAGACUCACUGAAAGAGGAACGCGAGCAAUUACUGAAAUCAAAUGAUGAAUUGCAAGCAAUGAAAAAAAUGUACGAUGAACUGCUCCAAUAUGUCAAAUCAACGGACAACGAAAAAGAUCAUCUUCUCGUCAAAACCUUAGAUCGAAUGAAACAGAUUGAAUCGAACAUUUCCACCUUUCAGCGGAAAGUAGAGUUCCUGAAAGCAGACAACGACAACAUGCACAACACAUUGCGAACAAUCAAACAAGAACAUUUGAAUGUUCUUCACGGGUUAAAAUCGGAACUUGUUCACCAUAAGACCGAACUAAAAAGAGCAAAGCAAUCCCUAGAAAAUCAUGCUGCGAACGAAGCGAACUCGGAUUCGGAAGCAAUUGAAAGAUUGGAGAAGGAGAUUACUCAAAUGAAGUUGGAGACCACCAAUUUUUAUGCAAUCUUCCUAAAAAAUAUCCAGGAAGUGGACAAAGAAAACCUACUGGACCUUGAGUACGACCGUUUGUCUCGGUUCGGAUUGGUUGAAUCCAAUCUGACUGUAGACUUUAUAACGAAAAAUGAAUUUAAAAAACUCAAGCUUCAACUAAAGACAGCUGAAGAGGAGCUGCGGCGGCAAACCAUCAAGUGUGGACACUUGGAAGAGCUGUUGACCGUAUCACAGGAGCAAAUACGUUCACAGCAGAUGCUGAUCGCGAAGUUUUCGGACGAGGAAAUAAGUCUACGACACUUGGUCGCAGAUCUGCAGAGUUCGUCGAACGAAAAAUACUUACUGGUCAAAACGCAGAAGGAAUUGAAUGCCGUUCGAGAACAAGAGGAACUUCUUAAGUUGGAUAACGCUAAACUUAAGCAGUCACUAAUUGAAGCGGCCGAAACUUUGAACCGGGUAAAGCAAGAACUGGCACAGCAGGAUUUAGAUUCAACGGAUCGUCAAAAGGAUUCAAACAUUAAAAUAAACUUUUUGGUGAAAAGCGUCAAAAUGUUGCACGAAGAUUACAACUCAUUCACACCAACUUAUGCGGUGACGGAUUUUGUGAAACAGUAUGCCAGACUUUUGGAACAAAAAAUAAAUCUGAAACAGGAGACGUUUGUCCAGCAGAGUCAAGUGCGGGAACGAGAGUACGAACAAUUGUUUGCAAAGUUGAGGGAAAACCUCAACAGUAGUCAAGUUCAAGACAAGAUCAACCUGAUAAAAUUCGAAAGUCAAUGUGAGUAUCUCACAAAGCAGUUAAUUAUGUGUCAAAAAGAGGUAGAACAGCUUCAGCAAGAAAAUUCCGCACUGAAAGUCAAAGAAGUUGAAGCCACAAGACACUGGGAUACAAUCGAUUUGAUUUUCAAUGAGGAAAAGAGGACUAAUAAACAAGAAGAUCAGUUUUUCGAUAAAGCUAUCCAGGUCGCUGUGGAGCUCAACCACAAGUGCAUCAACACCAUUCCGAUCAUUGACGAUAGUCUAGCGGAGAAGCCUCGACCGGGAACACCUCCUCCGGCAUCGGCCAAGCAAACAACGCUCGUCGAAACUGGCCAAAUGACGGAUAACCGAUGCAGUGAACCACCGACACCGACACGGACCGCUAGCGUGGCGCAAAAGUCCCUCGAGUCGCAGCUGAAACAGGCCAUGAUGCUUGCCUCUUCCAGAAGUGCUCUGCUGUUGGAGACCGAAAGUAGACUCAGCGAGUGUCACGGGCGCAUCAAGCUACUAGAAAAGGCACUCGAGGAUAAAGAGCAGCAACUCAAGAAGGAAAGAUCUAACGCAACAGUGAGCGAUGAAAAUAAGUUAAACGAUGGUGCCCUAAGCUCCACGAUAGGGUCACUUCAAAAUUUACUACUACAGAAGGACACAACUUUAUCUAAAUAUCAAGAGCUGCUGAGAAACGAGCGCGAGGAGCAUUCAAAGGCGUACGAUGAAAAUAUCGCUCAGAUUCGAAUGCUAAAACGGACGAUUGACGAACUGGAACAAAAACAGUACGACAAACAAAAGGAGAUAGACAAUCUAACGACUCAGCUUAUAGACAGACAGCAGAAACAAAAUCAGCGUGAGCUGAUUGCGAUUUCCGAAAGUACAGCAGAAAAACGCAACAAUGAACCGGAAAUAAUUUACACUGACAAGAUAAUCGAAAACAUUUACGAAAUGGACCAGAAAAAGGAGGAAGAAAUCGAAUCACUGCGAAUACAGUUGAAGGUGCAUGAAAACAAACUCCGUGAUUCGACUGAUGAAAGCAAAAAGCUGCAAGAACAGCUUCGAGAUGCCACCGCUAAAGAGAAACGUUCCGAGCGGGCAUUGCGGGAGAAGCAAGCUGAGAUUGAGGCGCUAAACGAAAAGCUCUGCAGCGAACAUGAUGAUUUGAAGGAGUUUACCGAAAGUGUAGCUACCGCACAAGAAGUGGAACAGCUAAGGGAAAUGCUAGAAGAUAAGGAUCGACACAUUCAGGAUCUCACGGAGACGUUGAGUCAGUUUCAUGACGAUCAGCAACGAUUCAUGAACGAUACUUCGCUACACUCAGCCGAGCAGGUUUCACAGCUCAGCGCAGACCUGAAUCGAAGCGAAGCCUCCAACCGUAUCCUGAAGACUCAAAUCGAUGCUCUAAAGCGGCAGGUCCUCAGUAUUCAACAACGCGAGAAACAAUCACGUGACUUGGUAAAAACACUCAAAAAUCAACUCAUUAAGCGACCUGUCAUUGCCAUGAAACCGGAACGUACAACCACUCCCCGAGAGGACCAAUUAACUAGAAAAGUUCAACAACUUGAAACGGAGUUACUGGAUACGAAAGACGAUCUGCGAAAGCAGGUGAACAUUAACGAGAACCGUCGAGCUAAGAAUGCUGCCGAAUUGGACUUGUGGAACAAGCAAAAACGUUGGCAGCAGACGGCCGAAAAACUCAAGGUGCAACUCAAAGAAAAAGAGACCGAAUUGGAAAAGCUAAAAGUUCAUUUCAAUUCGGCAAAGUCGGCAAUCGCUCGUUUGGAGCGAGAAAAGGCAAUCCUGGAGGGACGCUCGGUCGCUGGUGGCACUCGAGGACACAGUGCGAGCUCGGCCGUUGGAGGUAAAUACACCCCGGCCGAAUCGCCGGACGAAUGCUGUACGACCGAAAGUACCGCUUCCGAAGGGGCUAGUGAUGAUUUGAAGAUAUUUGCACAGAACAGUAAGGAAAUUAUACAAGCGCUAAAGAGUCGAAUUGAGUCACAGCAGAGGAGGAUCAUCGCUAUGGAGUUGGAACGUAAGGGUUCUAAUUCAAUGACAAGCGAACUGGAGAGAAUGCAGGAAAAGAUAUCCAGCUUAGAAGCACAGAAUAUCCGUUUGGAAGCAAGAACGCUCCAGUAUCAGUUGGACAAUGACAUGCUGCGGCAGAGAGAUGAUUCCGAGCGGCAACGAAACCAGAUCAAACAUCUGGAAGACUAUAUUAUUCUGCUAAAGGAGGAAUUCACCAAGGCAACCGCCGGUUGCCCGGAAACGAUAAACUUCAAUAAUCUGUGCCAACGUUGCUCUGGUGCGAACGGACCAACUCCUGCUAAUAACGAACUAGCAAGUUACAACUCAAAGUUAGAGCAAACUGUUAUCGCCCUGCGGAGAAUUAUUGAAAAACUCAAAGUAGAAAACAAACAACUGAAGGAAACUAAAAAUGCUACCGAACGCUCCAAAGUGGAUGGUAAAUCACCGUCGGUAUCGGAGAUAAUAGAGAAUCAUGAUCGAUUGAAAAAGGAGCACGAAAAACUCCAACAGAACUAUACCGAAGCGCUCAAUCGGGUGGCCGCACUGCAAGUGGAGGUCGAACUCCUUUCGAGCGCGAGUUGCCCUCGAUGCCAUCCCCGGAACGAUAGGCAAGAGCAAGACACGCAGGAAAUUAGUGAGGAAGAAAAAUCUAGAAGUGAAGAACUAAAGGAAAGCCUCGAGAAGAAAGCACAGUUGCUGGAAAAAGCUAAAAUAUUACUAACAAGAGCUGCCGCCAAAGAACGCCAUUUGAAGGAUCAAAUUUCGCUGCUGAAAAGGAAAUGUUCAGAUUUACAAAACGUACCUGUUAUCGACGAGAUUAGCGAGUGA